AUGUUUAUAAAAAAAUAUAAUAAUUUUUUUGUAAAAAAUGGUGAAAGAAUAACAGGCACAAUAAUAUUAUGUAAUAAUUUAAGUUCAAUUCGAUUUUUUUUUUCUAAGUCUCCUUAUAAAAAUAAAAAACCUUUGAAUAUUGAUUAUAUUAAUAAAAUUCGAAAUAAUAGUGAAAAAAAUGAUGAACUAAAAUAUAAUAAUAUCGAAGGGACGAAUGUCUAUAAUCAAAUUAAUAAGGAGCAUAGUUACAGACACCAAUUUAAUUGUAAUAGAGAAAUAUAUAAAAAAUGUGGAGAAGAUAAUAAAAGAAUAACUAAAAUAUGUGAAGAAUUAUAUGAAAGUAUAAAAAAAAAAGAAUAUAAUGAUUUUGAAAAUAAGUUAGUAUAUUCGAUUUCGCUAGCUGAGAAUGCAAUAGAAAUUUCACAACUAAUAAAUGUAAUUAGUAAAUCGAAUUUUUUGAAAAUCUCUAAAGAGACUAAAGAAUAUAAUAACAACAAUAUUGAUAAGGAUAAAAUAAUAUCUUCUUAUGUAACUUUAAUUGAUAAAAGUUUAAAAAUAUUUGAUAAUAUUCCAAUAAGGAGUAUAAGCUUAAUUUUAAAUAGUAUGAUUAAGCUAGGCAUUUUUCACAAUAAUUUUAUUGAUCUAUUUAUUAAAAAUAUUACAAAAAUAGUAAAUCAAAGUAAUAAUAUAGACCUGUGUAUAUUUUUUCAUUUUUAUGUUAAUGCAUUAAAUCAUGUUUUAAUUUUAAGAGAAAAUAUGGAAGAUAUAUUAAAAUUAUUUCUAGAAAAAAUAAAUAAUGUUAGUUUAGAAUUGCAGAUAAAAAGUAUUUCAUCCGUUUUACGGUGUAAUAAAAAGUUAGUAAAAAAUAUAUUCUCUCAUAAUGGCACAAGAUUAGAAAGCCAAACAAAUAAUGGUACUCCCUUUUUGAACAAAGACAAUUUGAAAACAAUUAAUGAAAUAAAUUUAAAGCUAAAAAAUAAUUUUUAUAUAAAAAUGAACUAUGGAAGUAUACAACAAUUAUGUAACAUAUUGGAAGAUUUAGAAUAUUUUGAUUUAAUUGAUAAUGAUACUUAUUAUGAUAUUUUAAAUAUAUUAAAAUUUCCUAGCAAUAUUUAUAAAUUAAAAAAUAUAGAUUUUAUAAAUAUAUUAAAUAAUAUAAAAAGUAGAAAUAAUAAAUAUAAAGAUUUACUUCCUUUGUCUUAUUUUUCAUUUAUUUUUGAUAUUUUAAAAGAAAAGGAUUUUUCAAACUGUUUAACUAGCGAUUUAGCAGAAUUAAUAAAAUUAAUAAAUUAUUUUAAAAAAAUGUAUAAUAAUCUUAAUUUUUGCAUGAACAAGUCAGAAAAUAUAUUAUAUAAAAGAGAUUUAGCUGAUGUGUUAUCAAUACCAACACUUAUUUAUAUUUUACAUGAUUAUUCAAUAAUUAACAAGCGUGAUACACUAUUAAAUUCGUUUACUUUAAAAUUGUUUUAUAGAAUAAUGGAUUGUGUAAAUGAGGAAGUAAUAAAUAAUAGCAAUUUUUUAAAAAAUGUUGAUGAAUAUUUAGUAAAAGCUCGAACUAGCGAAAGUAACAAAUUAUUUAUUAACAGUGCAGAAGAAAAAAGUGCCACUAUGCUCGAUUUAAGCACACAUUUGUUAUUAAUAAAAUCAGUUGACAUACUCAUAGAUAAAGGUAUAAUAAAAAAUAAUGAUUAUAUUUUUUGUAAAAAUUUUCUAUAUUUUAAUAAUUACAACAAAUUCGAACCUUUGAACUAUGGCAAGUGUGAGGAAAAUGAAAAAUGUGAAAAAUAUAUUCAUUUUAAUUUAUAUAUAAUUUCUAUAUUUGGUAAAAUAAAACAUGAUGAUUUUAAUUUUUUAUUACAUUUGAUAAAAAAUUCAUUAAUAUUAUCUGUUUAUUUUUCAAUAAAAGAUAUAGUGAUUUUAUUAAAGGGUUUAAGCAAAUGCUCUUAUUUGGUUGAUAAAAUAAAUUAUUUAUUUUUUGAGUCGAUAUUAAAUUAUUUGACCUUUUUAAUAAUUAAAAAAAAUGACAUGAACUGUUCAGAUUUAAAUUGGAGUAACAAUAAUAAUAGUAGUAGUACCAUCAGGUUAUUUGAAAAAGACUUAUACUUCAAUAAAAGAAAUUUUAAAGAGCAAGACAUAGUAAGCAUAACAAAUAAUAUGUAUAGACAAAUAGAAAAUAUAAUACAAACAAAUUCAGAAUAUGUUAACAGUUUGGAAAUAAGACAAAUAAAUGAAAAUAAGUUGGAAUAUUUACCUGACUCUAAAUUAGAUCAAUUUGAGAAUAAGAUGGGAUUUCCCAUUUAUGGAAAAGAAGGCGAGAAAGAAAAAAAUAAUAUUUUUGUGUAUAAUGAAAAACAAAUGUGUUAUAUAGAUUGUUGUUAUAUAUUAUAUUAUAUGGAUAAGCUAAACUAUAUAAAUUAUGAUAUUAUAAAGUUAGUAAUAAAAAAUAUGUAUGUAAAAAUUAAUUAUUUAAAAAAUGAGCACAUACUUAAGACAAUAAAUGCAUUAACUAAAAUAAAAAAUAUUGAUAAAGAAGUUUCUUCUUUUAAUUAUUUUAUUAAAAAAUUGUUAUUUCAAUUUUGUUACAAUAUUGGUGAUGCCAAUGAAAAUUGCAAGAAUUAUAAUGGUGUGCAUAAAACCGAAGAAACAAUAAAAAUGUUUUAUAUAAUCAGUAAAUUAUAUACAAAAAAUGAAUAUAAAAAUAGUUUAAUAAGAAAAUAUAUUUUAAUAUUGUUAGAGGAGUUACUUGAAAAAAAAAAUUAUCCUUGUAUAAAUAAUGCUAUCAUUAUUAUGAGAGCUUUUAAAAAUAUGUACCCAUAUCGUUAUAUAAAGCUAGCCAAAUAUGUCAUAAAAUGGAUUAAUGACGAAAUUGCAGAUUAUAAAAUUUCUUAUAUAGACCAUAAAAUAUGCUUAAAAAAUAAUGAAGAAAUUUUUAAGAAUGGAAAUGAUAACUUAAUUAAUUUUGAUUUUUUGAAAACAUAUUUUUCUGUGUUGCCUAUAUUAGUUAAUCCAACGACAAAUAUUUAUUCUGAUAUAAAUGACGAAUAUUUAUUAACAAGUAAGAAAUUAUUCUCUAUAUUGCAUGAACAGUUCAGGAAAAAUCCGUCCAUAAAAAAUGAUGCUAUUUCGGUAAUUGUGGAUUUUAUGAACUUUUCUUUUCAUUAUAUGGAUGAUUUCUUUUUGGAAAAUUAUCCUAAUUUUAUUUUAUACAUAAUUAAUGAAAAGGAGACUUUAUCAAAAGAACAAUUUUGUUUAUUUUUGUUAAAUUUGAAAUAUUUAUCAAAUUGGGGGCUCAAACAUGUUAAUGACAAUAUGGGGGGUCAAGAGAAAUAUACUGAAUUAUACCACUCGAUUGAAAAACGUUUUAACGAGUUUUUGAAUAAUGAUAAAAAUAAAUCUAUGAUUGAGAUAGUUUAUGGAGAUAAGACUAAUGAUGAAAAUAAUAAAUUGAAUUACGAUUUUAGUUUUAACAAAAAAAGUUUAACAUUUUUAGACACAGAAGAUAAUGAUGAGCAAGAAAUUAUUUCCAUGGAAUAUAACAGUGUUAAUAUAAAUGGCUUGUUUGAUAUAAAAAAAAACAAUUAUAAUAGUGAGCUUAUAAAAAAAAAAAAAUCUUAUAAGUUUGAAGAAAAUAAUGAAAGGAGGAAAUACAAAAAUAGAUUAAACGAAUUUGAAAUUAUUUUGAGAAAAUAUGCAUAUUGUCAAAAUAAUGUGCAAGAUAAAAUUGAAAUUGUAAAAAAUAAAAAAAUAUUUUUAUUUGAUAUUAAAUAUAUUGAUUUGAAAAAAAAUAUUAUUUUUGAUUUUUUGGAGGAACAAUAUUAUUUUAAGGAACCUGAUGACUCAACCAUAGAAUUGUUGCCGCAUAUAAAUUUGCGAUUGUUAAUUUUAAAUAAAUUAAAUUUUUACAUUUUUCUUAUGCCUUUUUUUGAAUGGGAUAGUUAUUAUGGAAGAUUAGAAAAAGCUAAAGCGAUUUAUCAUAAAUUAUUAAGCAUUACAAAUAAUAUUAAAUCCUAUCCUAUACAAACAAAUAGGGAUAGUGUUUUUUCAACCAUUGGUCAGUAUAAAUGA
Plasmodium vinckei vinckei is the source of this 4065-nucleotide messenger RNA. RefSeq names its product RAP protein, putative. The transcript has a single exon. Bases 1 to 4065 code for a protein of 1354 amino acids. The record is from RefSeq and is a predicted model, not a curated record. Lineage: Eukaryota; Apicomplexa; Aconoidasida; Haemosporida; Plasmodiidae.